AGCAUGGCCAGCAAUUUCUCCCAGCCUGCCGUGCAGCUCUGCUAUGAGAAUGUGAAUGGAUCUUGCAUUAAAGUUUCCUUUUCGCCUGGAUCUCGUGUGAUUCUCUACGCUGUGUUCGGCUUGGGGUCUUUGCUGGCUCUGUUUGGAAACCUUUUGGUGAUGACUUCGGUUCUGCAUUUCAAGCAGCUGCAUUCUCCAACCAAUUUCUUAAUUGCCUCUCUGGCCUGUGCUGAUUUCUUGUUGGGUAUGACUGUGAUGCCCUUCAGUAUGGUCAGGUCUGUGGAGAGCUGCUGGUACUUUGGAGCCCAAUUUUGUACUCUUCACAUUUGCUUUGAUGUGGCAUUUUGCUUCGCUUCCCUCUUCCACUUGUGCUUCAUUUCCAUUGACAGGUACAUUGCUGUUACUGACCCUCUGGUCUAUCCAACUAAGUUCACAGUGCCUGUGUCUGGAGUGUGCAUCAGCAUCUCCUGGGUCCUGCCUGUUCUGUACAGUGGGGCCGUGUUCUACACAGGGGUCAAUGACGACGGGAUGGAAGAUCUAGUAAGUGCUCUCAGCUGUGUAGGUGGCUGUCAGGUUGCUGUGAAUCAAGACUGGGUUUUGAUAGAUUUUCUGUUAUUCUUCAUACCAACCCUUGUGAUGGUAAUUCUUUACAGUAAGAUUUUUCUUGUAGCUAAACAGCAAGCUAUAAAAAUUGAAACUACUGGUAGCAAAACAGAAUCAUCUUCAGAGAGUUACAAAGCUAGAGUGGCGAAGAGAGAGAGAAAAGCAGCGAAAACCCUGGGGGUCACAGUGCUAGCCUUCAUGAUUUCAUGGUUACCGUACACAAUUGAUGCGUUAAUUGAUGCUUAUAUGGGCUUCAUAACACCUGCCUAUAUUUACGAGAUUUGCUGUUGGAUUGCUUAUUAUAACUCAGCCAUGAAUCCUUUGAUUUAUGCUUUAUUUUAUCCUUGGUUCAGGAAAGCCAUAAAGCUUAUUUUAAGUGGAAAAAUUUUAAAGAAUAGUUCAUCAACCAUUAGUUUAUUUUCAGAGUAA
Molecule: messenger RNA, 1032 nt
Organism: Tupaia belangeri chinensis (Chinese tree shrew)
Lineage: Eukaryota; Metazoa; Chordata; Mammalia; Scandentia; Tupaiidae
Product: trace amine-associated receptor 8
Exons: 1
Coding region: 4-1032 (342 amino acids)
Biological process (GO): G protein-coupled receptor signaling pathway
Cellular component (GO): membrane
Molecular function (GO): trace-amine receptor activity
Source: RefSeq, a predicted model, not a curated record